Plenodomus lingam JN3 is the source of this 312-nucleotide messenger RNA. RefSeq lists its product as uncharacterized. The record is from RefSeq and is a predicted model, not a curated record. NCBI's taxonomy places the organism in Eukaryota, Fungi, Ascomycota, Dothideomycetes, Pleosporales, Leptosphaeriaceae.
AUGCACGCCACUACCGCUCUGCUCCCGCUAUUCGCUCUCGCUGCGAGCAUUCUCGCAGCCCCAGCUGCUCGUCGACCGGUAAUCCGCUCGGUGCCAGACAUCAACAUGGAGAUUCGAAAUCCGAUGCCGAUUGACGGCAGAGGCGCUAUCGGCGCCAUCUUCGAAGGCGACCUUCCGAAGGCUAUCCAUCACAUUUUCAGUAGGGCUGCUCCUGUCCUCGAGAAUGCUCUAGAAAACCCUGUCGACGUUGUUGAAAGAGCUGUGCCGUCUGUCCACAAGACGCUCGAGAACCCUGUGGAUGUCAAACAAUAG